AGGGGCGGGCCGAGGGCCUCCCUGCACACCCCCCGCACGCACACACACACACGCACACACCCGCAUCCACACUCGCGCACACACACGGCGGCACCCGCCCCGCCUCCCCGCCGCCCUUCACAUCCCCGUCCAUGGCGCCGGGCACGGCAGCCCCCCGCUCCGCACGUGGCGGAGGGGCGGCCCGGAGCGGGCCCGCAGCGCGGUGACUCCCCCCCGGCCCGGGGGCGGCGGCGGCGGCAGGAGCUGAGAGCCGAUGGAAAGCGGGGGCGAUGCCCGAGCGGCCCCCCGGCGGGGAGGAGGCGGCCGCGGGCGGCUUCCAGCCGCUGCCGAGCCCGGCAUGAACGUGGAUGGGGCCGCCGCUGCCCCGCCGCUCCGCCCGCACGGCUCCAGGGACCCCAAGCUGGUCCACCAGCGGUUCCUGCGCAGGAGCGUGGUGGACUCGGACCAGGAGGAGCCCGCUUUCGACCUUCCCGAGUCGGAGCAUCAGCGGAAAAUUAUCCUGCUCCCGAAAACCCGGAGGAUAAUCGCGGAGAGGGCGAAGGCGGGGCAGGGGCAGGAGAAGGGGUGCCUGGGGACAGAGCCCCCCGGGCAGCUGAAGUCGGGGCCAGCCCCCGGCGGUGCCCCGGGGGCGGAGGAGCAGAAGGAAGCCGGCAAGGAUGCGGAGAGGAAGGAGGCGGCGGAUGCUUCCAAGGACCAUGGCAAGGCAAAGAAAGAGGAGCCGGAGGAGGAGGCUGACAUGAAAGCCGUUGCCACCUCGCUGGACGGCAGGUUCCUCAAGUUUGAUAUUGAACUCGGGAGGGGAUCCUUCAAAACGGUCUACAAGGGACUGGACACAGAGACGUGGGUGGAAGUUGCUUGGUGUGAACUUCAGGACAGAAAAUUAACAAAAGUAGAGAGACAGAGAUUUAAAGAGGAAGCAGAAAUGUUGAAAGGUCUACAGCACCCAAACAUUGUAAGAUUUUAUGACUUCUGGGAAUCCUGUGUAAAAGGAAAAAGAUGCAUCGUACUGGUUACUGAACUGAUGACCUCUGGAACACUAAAGACGUAUCUGAAGAGAUUUAAAGUGAUGAAACCAAAAGUUCUGCGUAGUUGGUGCCGGCAAAUCCUGAAGGGUCUUCUUUUCUUGCACACAAGAACUCCACCAAUAAUUCACAGAGACUUGAAAUGUGACAAUAUUUUUAUUACUGGACCAACUGGAUCUGUGAAAAUAGGAGACUUAGGACUGGCAACCCUCAAGAGAGCUUCAUUUGCCAAAAGUGUAAUAGGUACACCAGAAUUUAUGGCCCCAGAAAUGUAUGAGGAACACUACGAUGAAUCGGUUGAUGUCUAUGCUUUCGGAAUGUGCAUGUUGGAAAUGGCUACCUCAGAAUACCCUUACUCAGAAUGCCAGAAUGCUGCUCAAAUUUACCGGAAAGUAACCUGUGGUAUAAAGCCAGCAAGCUUUGAGAAAGUUACUGAUCCUGAAAUUAAGGAGAUAAUUGGGGAGUGCAUUUGCAAAAAUAAGGAAGAAAGAUAUGAAAUUAAAGAUUUAUUAAGCCAUGCCUUUUUUGCUGAAGAUACUGGGGUAAGAGUGGAACUUGCAGAAGAAGACCAUGGUAGGAAAUCCUCUAUUGCCUUAAGACUCUGGGUAGAAGAUCCUAAGAAACUGAAAGGAAAACCCAAAGAUAAUGGAGCCAUUGAGUUUACUUUUGAUCUGGAGAAGGAAACUCCUGAUGAUGUUGCACAAGAAAUGAUUGACUCUGGAUUUUUCCAUGAAAACGAUCUCAAGAUAGUUGCAAAGUCGAUACGUGACAGAGUAGCAUUAAUACUAUGGAGAAGAGAGAGAAUUUGGCCUAGAAUACAGUCAGAGGAACGUCGAGAUUCUGAAUGCUUGGAGAAGCUGAAGACCCCACAUGCACAACAGGUUCAAGUCACAUACCUUUCUCACACCGGUCACCAUAUCCUGUCCGAGUCGGAGGAGCCCGAGGCAGACCAGCACCCCUUUCAGCAAAACCUGCCCACCAGCGUCACGUCUGUUGCAUCUGACAGCACAUUUGACAGUGGUCAGGGGUCCACUGUUUAUUCAGAUUCCCAGAGCAGCCAGCAAAGCGUCAUCUACUCAUCUCUGCCCGAUUCAGUACCUCCUGCUAUUCAACGGGUGUAUAGCCCACCGCUAAGUGAGAGCCAGGCCUUGCCCCAUAGCCUUCAGCAGCUGGGGCACUACCAGCAGCCCUCAGGGCCUGCCCUGCCUGUGGUUCAGGCUCCACCUGCGGUCGUGCCCCAGCGACCCCAGCACUACCAGGAGCCAGCGAUGACGUUCCCUGUGGUGCAGCCGACCACUGUCGCUUCCUUGCAGCUGGGGCAGUCGCAGCCGGUGCUUGCCAGCCAGCAGCAACCCAUAUCACAGCAAACUCCUCUGCAGCAGGUGCUUGCCAGUCAGCCAGUCUGUCCAAUCCAGCCUGCAACCCAUCUAUUGCCCCAGUAUCAACCCCAGACCUCUCAGGUGGCAGCUAGCAGUACACCACUAAAACCACUUCAGAUUUCAACUGUGCCACAACUUCCACCCGUUGCCCCUUCCCAGAUUCCUCAGUUUCCUGUCAUUCCUGCAAUUACUCCUCUGGCAGGACUUGACAACCUUCCUCCAAACCUCUCUGAUAUACCUGCUGCAAACGUGCCCCCCAUACCUGCUCCUUCUCAAUAUUUUGCUCCAGCUGUGAUUUUACCGAGCCUCCCCAUGAACCCCACUCUGCCUAUGGCACCAAACUCCCCAGCCCUCCCCAUGCAGGCAGUGAAUCUUCCUCAUACAACUGUGGCUUCUCUGGUCUUGCCCUGCCAAACAAUAGUGCCAAAUAUGUCAGCUGCUACAAUACCAUUGCUUGCUGUGGCUCCGCCGGGAGUGUCAGCGUUGCCGCCACAUCACGCAGUGUCCCAGCUCUCCCAGCAGCAGAUGUACCAGACCACCUUCCAGCAGAUAAUUCAGAGCGAAGCGCCCUCUCCCCAUCACACGCAGAGCACGCAAGCAGUUUCCCAGCCGCAGCAACCUCCACCUCCUCAGUCACUUCAGCCAAGCAUAAUUCAUCCUUCAGAACAGACGUUGCCCGCGGCUGGGGCUGGUAACCAGCAGAUUACUGGACAUACUCAGUAUGCUUUGGAAACUGGAGCCCAGGUGCCGGUACUCCCAGUGCAACCUUCGUUAGUCAUGUCACCGCCUUUGCAGUUGCAGCCCGAACUAUUGCCGCCCCGUGUCGCUCCAGAAAGUAUUUCACAGAUCCAUGGCAGCCUUGCUACAGCUAGCCCACCAGUGCCCAUAGAUCACUGUCUGCCUCUUCAGCCUUCUGGUCUCCUGCAGCUUCAGCCAGAUCUUUCCCAGCCUCUGGGUCAGCAGCUCCCAGCUCCCAGCUCAGCUGUCCAGGCAGUUACAGAGACAUCGCAAGAGGAGCAGGCAAUACAGGACAAACUUCAAACUCUGUCACAGAGCUGUGAAAGCUACAUGAGUCCAGAUGUUGCUUCAGGUAAAGAAAUGAGUGACAGCUUCGAAGGAGCAAUAGGAAGUGGAAAACAAGAAGGAAAGUCUUCAAAGAAACAUAAGAAAUCUACACGUGCUCGUUCACGCCAGGAGAAGUCCAGCAGACCUAAACUGACCAUAUUAAAUGUUUGUAACACAGGCGAUAAGAUGGUGGAGUGCCAGCUCGAAACACACAAUCACAAAAUGGUGACUUUUAAGUUUGAUUUGGAUGGUGAUGCGCCAGAGGAAAUUGCUACAUACAUGGUAGAGAAUGAAUUCAUAUUGCAGAGUGAAAAAGAGACAUUUAUUGAACAAAUGAAAGAUAUUAUUGAUAAAGCAGAAGAUAUGCUCAGUGAAGAUACAGAAGGAGAACGAAGUUCUGAUCAGGGAACAAGUCCCCAGCAGGAUACUGAUAGACUGGAAAUGAAUGAGGAGAAGCGGCAAUCUCAGGUGAAGACACCCGUGUAUCAACAGAAUGUUUUGCAUACUGGAAAAAGGUGGUUUAUUAUAUGUCCUGUUGUGGAAAACGCUACGACUGAUGCACCAGAGUUUUCUCCACCAGUUCCUCAGAGUACACAGCAGUCUGAAGGUCCAGACCUGGAGCAGUCAGAUGAUCAGCAAGCGAGCUCUGCGGUGAUGGAUGUGCCUGGUGUCUUAGCUUGUCAGCAGCUUCCUCUACAAGCAAGUGUAUGUGACAGCCCUGUUGGAGCCUCUCCAUCUUUGGCACAAAUUCCUGCCGCAGCAUCUUCAGCCGGCUUACAGAGCCAGGCCGAGUUUUCAGCUCUAGCACCACCGGGAUCUGCUCCAAAUAUCCUGGAGCAGACGGCUGCUAACGGAGGUCAGCUGGAAUAUUCUCCACUAAAGGCAGCGAUGCCUGCUCAGCCUGGCACUCCUGCCCCCCAUGCUGCCUUGCUGGAGGAGCCUACUGAUGCUCAUCUUACUCCUCAGCAUGUGCAGCAGCCGGCAGACGAGGGCAUGUGUAUCCCUGAUGUGGAGAUAGCGUGUUGCAGCGUUGGGCCACCCAAAUCAGUCCCACCAGUUCCCGCAAAUGCGGCAGAGCUCUGCCCGCUCCCUGUGCUCUCAGAUGCUGUCGUUUUGGAACGGCAGCCUGCGGCUCAGAUCCCUCACUUGCCAGAGGCCAGCCAGCCUGGCAUGGUGCAGCACUCCUUUGUGAACCAAGUGUUUCCUGCAGCUGUUGCAUCUGAUUCUCUCAGUCUGGCAGGGUCUCAACUUCAGAGUCCUACUCAGGUGUCAGUGGCUGCGUCCCAGCAACACGUGAUGCUGCCCCAGCAGCAGCCCAUAACCUGCACCGGCGUGGGGAUCAGCCUGCUGCAGCAGCAGCAGCCGCCAUGCACCGUGGAGUCAGAUGGAGAGGGGCCACCCAGGGUGGACUUCGUUGACAACACGAUAAAAAGCCUUGACGAGAAACUGCGCAAUUUGCUUUACCAGGAAUACGUCCCUACUUCUUCUGCAUCAGCAGGAACUCCAGACACUUUUGUGCCGUUGGAACAGGCAGACAGUGAAUUUAACUUGCCACCGUUUACUGAGGAUCAAGUUCCCAAGUUGGUGUUGGAUUUAAGAGAACCAGGCUGUAAUGUUGCAGACACUGGCCAGGAAGUGAAAGCUGCUGAGGCCCAAGUUGUGUCGCAUGUACCACCUGAGAUCUCACCUUACCCAGUACUGUCUGAGAAGUCUGAGGUCCCUGGUGUCGGUUCUGAUUCUGCAGAAGCAAGAGGUGGGUCAGCAAGCAGAAAAGGAUUGGCUGCAAGCAUCACUCCAGCUCCUGUGGCUCCAGCAAAAGGCCUCCUUCAGGUUGCACCUACAUCACCAAGCAUAGCUAAACAGAUGGAAACUUCUAAAAGGAACGAGAACGCAAAGACUACAACUUCAUCUACACACACAGAUAAUGUAAUGCAGAUAUCUACAGCAGAUGGGGUGAUAAAUAACCUUCAAAGGGAUGACUCUCUAGACUCCGGUUCCUAUGGAAAACAGGCUGAAACUCAUGAUAGUGGUACACCAGCCAAAACUAUUGGCAGGUUUUCAGUAAUCAGCACGCAAGAUGAAUUAACUUUAGCAGCGCCGCAUUGCUUAAGGUUCUCUGCACCCCCAGACGUCUAUCUGGAUGAGCUACCUUCCAGCCCUGAUCUGAAGACAGCUGUCCGACGGGUGCAGACAGCCUCUUCUGUUGAUGUCCUUUGUGACCAGGGUUCGAGUGAUUCUGCCGAUGAGCCUUUCCAUCGGCAGGCUGCUGCCGCUGCUGCUCAACUAUCCCCACCGAGCAGUAGUGCGGCCACCGACUUAAUUAAAAAAGCAGCUGCUUUUCUGCAAAGGUCUGGAAAAGCUAGCUCACAAGGCCUCGAUUCACCUAAUGGGCAAGGAACAAAAAUUCCUACCAUCAACAUAACAUCUUUCCACUCGCAGUCGUCAUACAUGAGCAGUGACAAUGACUCAGAAUUUGAAGAUGCAGAUAUGAAGAAAGAAUUGCAGAACCUGAGAGAAAAGCAUAUGAAGGAAAUUGCUGAACUUCAGACUCAGCAAAAGAAUGAGAUAGAGGCGCUGUACAUUCGGUUGGGGAAACCCCUUCCUCCCAACAUGGGGUUCCUUCACUCUGCCCCACCAAGCAGCCGUCGCCGAAGAACCAGCAAAAAUAAAUUGAAAGGUGGAAAACUAUUAAAUCCUCUGGUUCAGCAGCUCAGGAGUGGAACAUCAAGCACAAGUAAUCUUUCAGACUCUAAAGACUCACCCCACAAAGAAACAACUAAAGCUCAAUCUGGAUCUCCAGAAAUGACGGCAGUAACUUCUUCUGCAUCAGCCACAUUUGGGAAGUCUGUUCAGACACAGCAGCCAUGCUCUGUCAAAGCCUCUUUGUCUUCUGACAUCUGCUCCGGCUUAGGCCCCGAAGGAGGUGAUGUGAAUGCAAGCUCUGGCCAAGGCUGGACGGUUUUCCACCAAACGUCUGAGAGAGUGACCUAUAAAUCUAGUAGCAAACCUCGUACCAGAUUCCUCAGUGGACCUGUGUCUUUGUCCAUCUGGUCCACCUUGAAACGACUAUGUCUAGGCAAAGAUCACAGUAGUAGAUCCUCCACAAACAGUCUUGUAACGUGUCCUGAGCCCCUCCCGCAAUCAACUCUGCAGGUUCAGGCCAACAACAGUAACAACAAGAAGGGAACCUUCACAGACGAUCUGCACAAGCUGGUUGACCAGUGGACAAGCAAAACUGUUGGAGCUGCACAGGCAAAACCUUCUUUAAACCAACUGAAGCAGAACCAAAAAAGGCAGGACAUGGAGCCAAAGCCUAAUCCCAUGCAAACACAGAAUGAGACAUGUGGAAUUCUGAAAAUGCGAUCGCCAGCGACUGACACGUGGCCCCCACAGCUACGGUGCCAAGCGCCAGGUCCCGCUGCAGCUAAGGAGGAGGAAGAGGAAGAUGGGAAAUGAUUUGUCGUGUGUGAGAAAUUCUGUGCCGUUCUGGUCCAUUCUACACAAUUUUGUAACUUCUUUCUAAUCAUUUUUUAUUUAUAGUUGGAAAUACAAAAAUGUUAUGCAAAAAUAAAGGAAAAUUAUUUUGGGGGAAAAGGAUUUUGUUCCAAAUCGUUCCCUUCUGUUGUAAGCCAGGUUCCUGUGAGCAGCUUCUGGAGAAGAGGGAGGAGAAGUCAUUCUUUCCAAUACUUUUUGUUUUACUCAGUUAAUUGUAAUUUAAGUCAUUUUCAAAAAAUAAGCUAGGCACAUGUAUUCAGGUUGUAGUUAAAAGAAGAUAAAUUCCAAGUCCAAGUGAUUUCUCACAGUCAGAGCUGUUCUUCUGUAAAGAGAAUGCUCUAUUUUAAAUCUGGUUAAAUCAAGUAAAGAAGCCUACAGAGACUUCACUGUAGAGUAACUUUGUACUGUCACUUCCUUUCUCCCCCCACCUUUCUUUUUCUUCUAGACCAGCCACAUUUUCUUGCCAGAGAUGAAUACAGUUCUCAAGUCGCUUCUAAUUUUAAAUGUAAGCCUAAAAUCCUUCUGCAGACGAGUCAGUAAUUGGAGCAAUUUUUAAAAGAUUUUAAAGUGCCUUCAACAAGCUAAAAUUAUGUGGUGGGAGAUUUUUUUUUUCUUGAUUUGCUGAUGAUAGGCUUCACCUGUCUCCUAGGCUGAGGUGGUGUACAGACCUGUUUGUAGCAAUAAUCUCAUGAGUAAUCAUUUAUUAUAAAGGACUGCUCAACUGUUUUUUUCUUUAGAAAGGUGGCUUUUAGUGCUGUUCCUGAGGAGCAGGAGAGAGUGCUGCUUUUGCUGUUAUGUUUUGGCCCCAAACUCUUCCAACCUGCUGCUGAGCACCCAAAAAGUUCGGUGGCUCCCCCCAUAGGCAGUGUCAGACUGCGAUGUUCUGUUCGCUCAGUUUUUGGUACCACAGAAAUAAGAAUUUCUAGUUGCCCGCAAGCCUUUCCCUAUCAUCCCUUCUCGUAGCUGGAGCCUGGCGUUUUGUUUCGUUGUUAUCUGCCAUGUCUGUCUCUUGCAACUCUGAGUUCUAAAUAAUAAAUCUUAUUUUGAUGCUGCUGUUCACUAUUUCCUUACCACCUCAGCUCUGACCUGCUAGCUUCCCCUGCUCCUGAGCUCGGCUGAGAGCAUGGGUGGAUUUAGGUCUGUUGCUGGCACCUCGGAGCUCGAGAGCCCUGAAGCAAGAAACCAUUAAAACGUCCCGUAAAUUCAGAGCUGAAGCCUCAGGGCCAAAAUAGAUGUUUGUGCUUUGUGCUUCUGUGUUGCCUCCUGUUCUACCCACGUCUAAGGAAAUGGAAAUAAUCUCCUGCGUGACAGCAGGAGCUAGACAAGUGGUGAGGGCUGUUGCUGAAAUGCUGCUUUCCUCUGGCUUUCCUGCUGGCAGGAGGGACCGGACUUGUUCCCCUUGUGAGUGGGGGGAGCUGUGGGGUCCCGCUGAGCACUGCACCCUCCGUUUGCUGCUUUGGUCUCUGCCAUCCCCCCUGGGCUGCCACAAGCAUGCUGAGCACGCUCUGUGUGGGGACAGCAGUGUCAUGUCCCUGACGUGCUGCCCUGGGACGAGUCCCUGUGGCAGCGAUCAUGGCAGGAACAUGCUCUGCCAUCACCUGGCGUUUUUGUUCCCUAAAAGGCUCCUUUCUGCAGGGCAGUGCCCUGCGGUACCUCCUGGGGUGCCGGUUGCCUUCCAGGGCUCUGCCAGAGGCUUUCUGGUGCCCGACCCUUGUUGCUCCUUCUGCAACACCUUGGGCUCCUACAUGGCCUCAGCCACAACUUCAGGAAGCCAAAGAGCCUCCAUCUCCAGAUAAGUAUUUAAAAAUCAUCUGUGAAUAUUCAGAUUAAGUAUAGGGAUAGCAUCAGGGUUAACUGUGAGGAGUGAAAACUGCAGCAAACCCUGGAUGUUUGUUUCCCCCACCUCUGCCAAGUCCACCUACCUUCAGUUAAUCUCGUCUGCAAAAGGCUGCUUGUUUUUUUUCCUGUAGCCCACAUACUGAAGGCUGGCACUGCAGUUUGAAGUACAAGCCCUGAGGAGUGCUAGGGGUGCUCACGCUGCUCCCUGUGUGCCGGUGAGGAGGAUUCUCUGCGGGGGAAGCACCAUGCUCGGGUGCAUCUCGGUGCCCGCUGCUUCCAGCCGUGAGCUAGUAGGGACCCAAGUCUGUUCUGAGCCCCUUAGCUCUGGUCCUUGCUUCAGUGUGCCCAGGGAGGGGCCAUUGGGAAUGAGGUGUUUUCGGCAUCCUUUUUUUGACGUUGAUUUUGAUACUCUAGUGCUGAGACAGGGUGGCUGUGUCCUGUACCCGCUCACAGCGAGGCAGCGCCUGCAGCAGUUCACUGAGUUCAUUGCCCCCGUGAAUAUUUCAAGGCACUGGUAAUGUCUCUGGUCUGAAACCUUACUGUGGAGCUUGCAUUCUGUGAGGCUUCCGGCACCUUGCGUGGGAGCCCAGGGGCACUCUGCUGGCAUCGCCACGUGCCAGUGAGCCACUGCCCAGUGCCGAGCCCUGGGAAAUAUUCCUCUGUGCUCCCUGUGAGUCACUGCGGCUCGCACCGGCCUGUGCUGCCUCCUGGAAAAAUGCCACCUAAAUAAAUAAAUAAAUCUUUCCACGUGGGCGCUGGGUGCGACGAAAUCAACCCAGUUCAUCUGCUCUAGGCAUAGCCGUGCCCAGGAGAGUGGGGCUCCUUGGUGCUUGCCAGGUAUUCUGGAAUUACUUUCAACAUAAAACAAAUGUUUAAGAAAAAAAUAAGCAAUUUUUUGCAAUCUAUCUAUUGACAGUGUAGCUAUGAGGUUUAGAGGCAUACAAAACAUCAGAAAAAAACUUGUUAGCUAAAUUGUAGAAGAACUCCUAGAAGUCCUGCUCGUAAAACAGCUGAAGUCUCAGGAUAAUUUGCAGUGAAGAUUUCCUGGGUUAUUGGUAUGGGCAUCUUUAUCUUCUCCAACAAUCCCUGAGGGUGUCCUCAGCAUUAGGCCUUGGCUUUGAGGUUUUCCAUGAGGUUAAUGAGCGUGUAAUUCUCCCGGAGGAAUGGCUGGAGGCAUCAGCUGCUGGGGCUUUCAGCAGGGGUCAGCAAGGCCUUUGUGAGCGUGCAAGCAGGCAGUAGGGCUGCACCAGCUUCCGUGUCCAUGCAGCAAGCGUGGUGGGUGCUUAGGUGGGAUCAAACAACGGUCCCGAACCCAAACAGCCCAGCUGUGGGGUUGGAACCGAGGCUUCCCAAAAUUUAAUAGAGGAGGUACGUGAGGCAUGCAGAAUGAGGAGAUUUAUGUCAGAUUCCUCCAAGAUCUGCUCACAAGGUGCAGAGCAAGUUCCAAAGUGUUACGUGGCCAUGGCAUGUUGGGGAGGCAGCUGUGGUGACUGCAGCUCAUCUCUCGGACGUGCCAAGCACAGCACCGGUACCAGCACCGGGCAGGAUGAGGAGAGGUGCAGGUGGGUGCGAGGUCUGGGUGGCGGCGCGAGGCCG
Molecule: messenger RNA, 10396 nt
Organism: Cygnus atratus (black swan)
Lineage: Eukaryota; Metazoa; Chordata; Aves; Anseriformes; Anatidae
Gene: WNK2
Product: WNK lysine deficient protein kinase 2
Exons: 29
Coding region: 254-6922 (2222 amino acids)
Biological process (GO): positive regulation of potassium ion import across plasma membrane; monoatomic ion homeostasis; positive regulation of sodium ion transmembrane transporter activity
Cellular component (GO): cytoplasm; cytosol
Molecular function (GO): ATP binding; protein serine/threonine kinase activity; potassium channel inhibitor activity
Source: RefSeq, a predicted model, not a curated record